Messenger RNA from Patiria miniata (bat star), 740 nucleotides. Its product is annotated as proline-rich receptor-like protein kinase PERK12. Gene Ontology annotation, cellular component: membrane. The transcript has 4 exons. The record is from RefSeq and is a predicted model, not a curated record. The coding region runs from base 1 to 624 and encodes 207 amino acids. Lineage: Eukaryota; Metazoa; Echinodermata; Asteroidea; Valvatida; Asterinidae.
AUGUCAAGAGGAUUCACACGGUUUGAGAAUGAUGAAGUCGACACCGACGAUGUCCCUCCAGCUCCAGCCGACGGACCUCCUGGUACCCAGAUCUCUCUCGAUGAUCUUCCCAACGACCAAGACCUGCAUCCGCAACCCGACCCCGGCAUAGUGCAUCCCACGUCGACUGGGGUGGCCAACUUGGCUCUUACGCCCCUCCCAUCUGCUGACGAGUUGGGCCAAACCCCGCCCCAUCCCAGUGAUGGUCCCCCACCGGGGCAAGAGAAUGCCCCGCCCCCGCCUUAUUCCAUCUUAUCUCCUGGUGGCACAUCGGUUAUUAGCUCUCAGCCUCUGCCAGGACCUGUCGACAUGCACGUGACAUCCGUGCCUUGUACUGAUGACAGCCCAGACAUUAGUAAUUACAGUUGGUGGGAAUAUCUACUUGCCACAACUUGUUGCAUCCCCUGUGGAAUUAUACACUUGAUCGUGCACUUCUGUGUGGUGCGCAAGCGUGAGGAAGCGGGCGACUACGAAGGUGCAACGAGGGCGUUAAAAACUGCUUAUAUUAUGUACUACAGCGCUGCCUUGAUUGUCCUAAUAAUCGCGAGUGUUCUCUCGGUCGUCUAUAUAUUCUUGAAUUAUUAAAGAAAGGCCAUUAAAACGAUGCCGAUGAUAGGUUCUUUAACGAUCGGUCAGUUGGUCAGAUACAGUCAAACCCUGAUAAAAAGAGCACUGUUAAUACAAAAUCCUGCUUACAACAA